This is a messenger RNA of Camellia sinensis, 1088 nucleotides long. The record is from RefSeq and is a predicted model, not a curated record. NCBI's taxonomy places the organism in Eukaryota, Viridiplantae, Streptophyta, Magnoliopsida, Ericales, Theaceae.
CUCGCAACAGAAAGUGGGCCGCUCCUCUAAUCCAUGUUCCAUCCUAUUAAACAAACUGGUCCAUGGUGUGGAGCAUGCAGUGCAGUUUUUUUACAAUUUGCAGAACAUAUUCGAUUGAAUCGGUUGCUUCCAGAAUGACGACUGACAUGGGUCCUCCGCCUCCAAAAAACCCUAUCGCCACCACCACCUCCGAAGAAGCCCUCUCAACAGAACCCCUAACCAAAACCCUAGACGAACCUUCAACCUCCUCUGCACCAGCGAUGGGUCAAUCCGACUCCGUUCAAUCCCAAUCCAACGGCCACCAGGAUUCCCUACCAAUCCGUCCACCAGACGAACCACUGCAAGCCGAAAACACCACACCCAAUCAGAGUGUCGAUGUUAAACAGGACCAACAACGCCCAAAUGUUCCAGUUCCUUAUACGAUUCCUGAGUGGAGCGGACCUCCUCGCCACAAAUUUUUCUUGGAAGUCCUCAAAGAAGGCUCCAUCAUUGAUCAACUCGAUGUACAUGAGAAGGGGGCUUACAUGUUUGGGCGCGUAGACCUCUGUGAUUUUGUCCUCGAGCACCCAACCAUUUCUCGCUUUCAUGCUGUUCUUCAGUUCAAGAGAAAUGCAGACGCAUAUCUUUAUGAUCUCGGUAGUACGCAUGGGACCUUUGUAAACAAGAAUCAGGUGAAGAAAAAGGUUUAUGUACAGUUGCGUGUUGGUGAUGUGAUUCGAUUUGGCCACUCGUCUCGAUUACACAUAUUCCAAGGACCAUCUGAGUUGAUGCCACUGGAAAGUGACUUGAAGAAAAUCAGAAAUGCAAAGAUGCGAGAUGAGAUGCGAGAUAUGGAAGCUUCACUUAUACGAGCAAAACAGGGAAGCGUCUUGUGCUGAUGGUAUAUCUUGGGGCAUGCGUGAUGAUGCUAUAGAAGAAACUGGAAUAUGUUUUCCUAUACAUUAUGAACACCCCUAAUUCAGUAAAAAAACAACUAGGUUGAAGUUUUAGACACACUAGUGUAAAAUGUAAUUAACCAUGAUGUGGAGUUUGACUAAAACCAGUGGCUCGGUCACUUGGCGACCUAACUAGCAUCAUGGCUGGGAAGG